CGAUGCUCAACCUUGGAAAACAGUUAGUCCAUAGCAACACACCCGCGCCUCAUCAUCCGAAAACCCAUCAAUGCCAUCGAUACCAUCAACGAGCCUUCCAUCCGCAUCGACUACCACUAACUGCCUACAUUAAGCCACGAAGUCCACGUCGAUAAGCUCACCGUAUGCAUUCUCCCGCAUCGCAUUAACUCGGUCGCUGUCGGAUCAGCCUAACCAGGGGCUGGCCUCCACGUCUCCACCGCAGCCCUGGACGAGAUGGGCGUCAUCAGAAAGAAGACCGUCACUCGGGGCGGUGAGGGUGGUGUCAAGUAUCAUUGCGAUAUUUGCUCUGUAGACAUCACAUCCACGGUACGCAUCAGAUGCGCGCACUCUGCUUGCAAUGACUACGAUCUCUGUGUCCAAUGCUUUUCCCACGGAAAGUCUAGUUCAAAUCACAAGCCCGAAACACAUCCAUAUCGUGUCAUCGAACAAAACUCGUUUCCCAUCUUCGACCGUGAUUGGGGUGCCGACGAAGAACUACUUUUGCUCGAGGGCGCAGAGAUAUAUGGCUUGGGAUCAUGGGCCGACAUUGCCGACCACAUUGGCGGGUUCCGCCACAAGGAUGAAGUAAGAGAUCACUACCUCAAAGUCUACGUUGACUCGCCACGGUUUCCGCUGCCGAAACGAUGCAGUCCGCACGAUAUGGACCUUGCGAACGAGAUUUCUAGAGAGGAUUUCCAAGCAAAGAAGAAGCGCAGGAUAGAAGAGCGGAAAGAAGCCGCCAAGAACGCGCCCACAUUGCAGCCGAAGACGAAACCGACUGCUUCCGUACCGUCAUGUCACGAAAUUCAAGGCUACAUGCCUGGCCGUUUGGAGUUCGAGACCGAAUAUGCCAACGAGGCCGAAGAAGCAGUGCAGCUUAUGCAGUUCGACCCAGGCGAUGGCCUCAACCCCCGAACAGGCGAGCUUGAGCCGGAAAUGGAGCUGAAGCUGACAGUCAUGGACAUUUACAACUGUCGUCUCACGCAACGUGUCGACAGGAAAAAGGUCAUUUUCGAGCACAACUUGUUGGAAUACCGUGAGAAUACCAAAGUGGAGAAGAAGAGGAGCAAGGAGGAGAGGGACCUCUUGAACAAGGCCAAGCCUUUCGCUCGGAUGAUGAACCACGAUGACUUCGAGAGCUUGUGCCAAGGCCUGAUUGACGAGCUUAACUUACGGCAGGCCAUUCAACAGCUCCAGGAGUGGCGAAGCGUGCGCAUUGGCGACUUGCGCAGCGGGGAGAAAUAUGAGACGGAAAAGGCGCAACGGGCACAGAAGGCUGUACCCAUGGGAUCCAUGGACAGGGACCGCCUGGCCUCGGCACAACGGUCUAAGGCAGCCGCUGUACCCGACCCUCCGAGCGGUGCCGCCCUGCUUGUGGCUCCCGAGCUGCCUAUCCGGUCGGCGCCAGCCCCCGACGGCACCAACGGUACCAUUCCGCCCAGGGAACCCAGGGAUCCUAACGGGGACAGCAAACCCCAGACCAAUGGCAACGCCAAUGGAGCUACCACAAACGGUACGGUCGUCGUUGCCAACGGCACAGGUCCGUCAGGCCCUGUGACACGGCAGAGGUACAUGGCCCCGGCCCUGCCGGGCGUCACGCCACUUCAGCUCACCCAGGACGGUGCGCCGGAUUUGCACCUCCUGACGCCGGAGGAGGCUAAGCUCUGCGAAGUGGUGAGGUUGCAGCCGAAGCCGUACCUGAUGAUCAAGGAACAGAUCCUCAAGGAGGCCCUCAAGAGCAACGGCACUCUCAAGAAGAAGCAGGCCAAAGAGAUAUGCAGGCUCGACUCACAGAAGGGCGGUCGCAUAUUCGAAUUCUUUAUCAACGCCGGAUGGGUCGGUCGCGCGUAGACAGGGCUACCACUGUAGCUAGGUGGCAGAGGUUUGCUGGCAUUCAGGCCUGAGGUUUCCGCUGGGUGGUUGGCUUUGGCGUCGUGUCGAAAAGGGCGACGGAAGCUUCGAUUUUUUGGAGUAGGGCGUUUGACAACAGUUACUAGGGAGCAUGUUUAGCUAUCGUGUAUGAAGAUACCAAUCUAUGAUCGUAAGAAUUGAUGCUCUUCGGGCC
Molecule: messenger RNA, 2086 nt
Organism: Colletotrichum navitas
Lineage: Eukaryota; Fungi; Ascomycota; Sordariomycetes; Glomerellales; Glomerellaceae
Exons: 2
Coding region: 256-1872 (538 amino acids)
Biological process (GO): chromatin remodeling; regulation of transcription by RNA polymerase II
Cellular component (GO): nucleus; SAGA-type complex
Molecular function (GO): transcription coactivator activity; chromatin binding; zinc ion binding
Source: RefSeq, a predicted model, not a curated record